AUGAGUCUACCAAAAACAUUCCGACAGGCCGUUUUCAAAGAGGCCGGUGGUCCAUUGGUCAUCGAAGAGGCCAGUUUUACCCCUCCUGCUCAGGGCGAGAUCCUGGUCCAAGUCGAGGCAUGCGGAGUAUGCUUCUCGGAUACUAUCACACAACAUGACUAUAUGGGAGGCGGAUUUCCACAGGUUCCAGGUCAUGAGAUAAUCGGAAAAGUUGUUGCUGUUGGGAGUGGGGUCUCGGGAUGGACGGUUGGUGAUCGUGUCGGUGGUGGAUGGCAUGGAGGACAUGAUGGUACAUGCACAGCUUGCAGGACUGGUCAUUACCAAAUGUGCGAUAACCAGCUUGUUAAUGGAGUAACACGAGGAGGUGGAUACGCUGAAUACUGCACCAUCCGCUCCGAGGCCGCUGUGCGCAUCCCCCCAGACGUCGAUGCAGCAACAUACGCCCCCAUGCUCUGCGCCGGCGUAACAGUCUUCAACUCUAUGCGUCAGAUGCAGAUACCCCCCGGCUCAACGGUUGCCAUUCAAGGGCUCGGCGGUCUGGGACAUCUCGCUUUACAAUAUGCUAACAAAUUCGGAUACCGUGUCGUGGCGCUCUCACGGGAUAGUAAAAAGGAGAAGUUUGCUAGGCAGCUUGGUGCGCAUGAGUAUAUUGAUGGAAGCAAAGAGGAUAUUGGCGAAGCGCUGCAGAAGUUGGGAGGAGCUUCAUUGAUUGUGUCGACUGCGCCUGACAAGGCCUCUAUUACUCCAUUGUUGAGCGGACUUGGGAUUAAGGGGAAGUUGCUUAUUUUGUCCAUUGUCAACGAUCUUCCAGUGAAUACAGGGAUCCUGAUGCGAUACGGAUCUUCAGUCCAUUCAUGGCCAAGUGGACACGCAAUCGACUCCGAAGAGGCAAUCCAGUUUGCCGGCUUGCAAGAUAUCAAGUGUAUGGUCGAGACGUUUCCUCUAGAGAAAGCCAAUGAGGCUUAUGAUGCUAUGUUGAAGGGAAGCGUUCGAUUUCGCUCAGUUAUCAAGAUGAACUAG
Molecule: messenger RNA, 1020 nt
Organism: Talaromyces amestolkiae
Lineage: Eukaryota; Fungi; Ascomycota; Eurotiomycetes; Eurotiales; Trichocomaceae
Exons: 7
Coding region: 1-1020 (339 amino acids)
Molecular function (GO): oxidoreductase activity; zinc ion binding
Source: RefSeq, a predicted model, not a curated record